UUACACUGUAUGGCUUGGGUUUUGUCGAGCUCCAUCCGUACAAUGCGUAACAGGGUGAUAAACUGACAUCUCCCAGCUGUGUUUUUACAGUAGAGUCCGAGGCCGAAACAUUCAAGGAAUCGUUGUUAAAAUUCUGACCCAAAAUUGGUCUAGUGUUGAUGGAGUUCAGAGUUGAAGACAACCAGACUAGAAGCGAUCGGACUUUAUAUUCAUCAUGUUUCCAGGAAAGGGAAGACGUUACUUUAUGUUUGACGGUGGAAAACGCUUGUGAAAGAAUCGAAAGGGUUUUGUCAAUUGGAAUUACACUAUACGGGCUUUAUGGUUGGAUCUUGGGUUCAGAUAGCCUUUGUUUACUGGAUCAGAAAGAGGCCAGAAGUCAGUUCAUGUGAAUCGGAGAGGGGUGUCUGUCGUUGUUUAGAUGGUGAUUAGAAAGACAGGAAGGAUAGAUUGGGACUAAUAUGACGAUCACGUUACUUAACCAUAAGCAGCGCACGUUACUUAACCCACUGAAACCAUGUCGCAUGUGACUGACUGGGAAGCGUCCGCGUCGAUAAUUGUAUAACCUGAGAGAGAAAGCAUCUUGGGAGCAGGGCCUCUCAACUCACCGCUGGCCGGAGAGAGCACGGACCCGCUGGGGUGACACAACCCCGCCACGGUGCCACCAUGGAUCUACUUGAGUGCCCAAUCUGCCUGUUCCUCAUGUGUGAACCGGCCACCAUGUCCUGUGGUCACUCGUUCUGCCGGAGUUGCCUGGGAAACUACUUGCCAUCCAGGUGCCCAGCCUGCAAGGAAAGAUUUAAACAGAGAGACGCCAAAAAUAUCAAGAACACCAUCCUGAUCUUCAGUGUCAUUGAGAAGUGCUGCCCAGAAGAAACGAGGAUGAAAUGCCAUAUUCUGGAGAAACUCAAAACCAACGAGUUCACAGAAGCUUUACGCAUCGCGGAUGAAGGGAUACGACUAGCCCCUGGUGAUGUGAGUCUGAAGGUGUGGAGAGCGGAGGCCAGUAUGGAACUGAGACUGUACUCUGAUGCCCUGAGGGACCUUGAAGACCUUUGCUGCGUUCGUCCCAAGUGGACAGAGGGUUUCUUUCGUAAAGGUAAUGUGUUACUGGAGAUGGGUCGUCAGUCUGAAGCCCUGAUCCAGUUUCACCGCUGUCUCAAACUACAGGCCGACUUCACUCCUGCCAAGAGCCAGAUUAAAAAGAUCCUGGAGGCGGAAGGCAUGUCAGUUCCAGAGGAGGUCCCCCAGAUCCUCCAGGUGGUCUCGGAGUACCUCAGAGACCCCUGCCCCCCCAUCACAAGCCUCUUCCCCCCUGGACCCACACAAAGCCACACACACAGCCACGCCGAAAGCCUCCGAUUCCCUCAGGAGGAGGGGGACAGGAGAGGAGACUCUGAGAAUGGGUCAAAGGUGAAACAUGGGACCAGUACUGAGUGCUGUCUCAGUCUCUGUCAGGCCGUGUCCUUCCUCCCUACAGCCGAGGAUGAUGAGGAGAUGAUGAUGAGGAAGGAGGAGAGGCACAGCAGGGGAGGCUGCAGUCUGGAAAGAAGAGACUCUCUGAGUGUCCUCACUGUGUCUGACUUUGAAUGUCCCCUCUGUAUCAGGUUGUUCUAUGAGCCAGUGACCACUCCCUGUGGACAUACCUUCUGUAGGACCUGCCUCGAGAGAAGCCUAGACCACAACCUCCGCUGCCCCCUCUGCAAACAGCCACUACAGGAGUACUUUAAGAGCAGGAAGUACAACCCCACAGUGCUGCUGCAGGAGAUCAUGUCCCGCCUCUUCCCCCUGGAGCUGGCUGAGAGGAAGCAGGUCCACGAGACUGAGAUGGCCGAACUCUCCAAUCUAACUAAGGACAUCCCUAUAUUUGUGUGUGCGGUGGCGUACCCGGGCGUGUCCUGUCCUCUCCACAUCUUCGAGCCUCGUUACCGCCUCAUGAUGAGACGAUGCAUGGAGACGGGCACCAGGAAGUUUGGCAUGUGCAGCUACGAACAUGGAAAAGGAUUUGCAGACUACGGCUGUAUGCUGGAGAUCCAUAGCCUAGAGGUGUUGCCUGACGGUCGCUCCUAUGUGGACUGUGUGGGUGGAAGUCGCUUCAGGGUCCUAAAGAGAGGACAGAGAGAUGGAUACCACACCGCUGAUAUAGAAUACAUGGAGGACCACAAGGCUGAGGGGUCAGAGUUGGAGCUGUUGCAGAGCCUCCAUGACAGUGUGUAUGAGCAGGCCCAGGACUGGUACACACGCCUCAACACACGCCUCAGAGAACAGAUCAGCAGACAGUAUGGAACCAUGCCUGACAAGGACAACAACAUACAGGCCUCCAAUAACGGUCCAGCAUGGUGUUGGUGGUUGUUGUCAGUUCUCCAGCUGGACCCUGCCUACCAGACCACUGUGCUGUCUCUGCCCUCCCUCAAAGAUCGCCUGGGACACCUGCGCAUCGUUCUGGAAUACUUCUCCCAGAGCUAGAGAAGAGGAGUAUGAAGGAGAGAGAGGGAUACUUGGUUUACACAAUACAGAAAUACACACAAACGCACAUCCACUAAUAUAGUACACACACACACUAAUAUAUUACACACAUACACACAAGCAGAAAGAGUUUUAUCACUUACAUAAAUACCAUAUUGAAUUGCUGGUGAAAGAGAGGAGCUUUAAGUUUUGGGAGAAAAAUAACUCAAUAUACUUACAAAUUACUAUAUCAUGUCUUGACUGUCCAGCUCGCUAAUAAUCACUUAAAUUAAAGCUAGACAGUCAGGGAGUAUCGUAAAUUCCCAAAACGAUGGAUAGAGGACUUUCUCUUGCAAAUUUUAACGGCGAGGAAAUAAUCAAUAUUCAUUGCAGCCCUCCGUAACUCGUUGAAGACCAAAUGCAGCCCCCAGGGCAAAAUUAGUUUGACCCCCAUGCAGUAGAGGGUUGACCUCAACCUGUUAUGAUUCAUACCAAAGGAUGUAAACCUGGUGUUAAUGUCUCAGACAACCACUAGGUGUCCCUGUUCUCACUCCUGUUUCCCCUAUCAGCCAAGCAUAAAGAACACUGCCUUUCGCCAUGGCAACUGACCUGCACUCAUGAUGUAACCAGCCAUGUCAUAAUCAGAUGAUCUGAUUAGUCUGACUCCUAUGGCUCUAAAGUGCUUGAUGAAAUGCUAUUAAAGGAGAGAUGAGAUGAUAGCGGGAUAGAGAAAGAGUGACACAGAGAUCGCUCAGUCUUACAGAGCUGAAAACAACUUGAUUUCCUGGAUAAUGCACAGUAUGCUAUUAAAGAGUUUGGGUUAAUGUUAUUGAUAGUUCAAAAUAAUCAUGUUGUCUUUUUGGGGGGGUUCUUUAAAACCUUGGCAAGCUCCCAUAUUGUGACAAACACAAUGAGCAGCCAUUUGGUGUCUAACAAUCGGCCACUAAAAUAGGAUCAUAAAUUCUUUAUUUUAUUACUAGCACUAUAGUAUAAUUGCUAUUGCCGCUACUAUAUAUUUCCUGCAAUGAAGCAUCGUUACUAAUAUUGAAUAGGAUGUCAUAUUAGUGUGUUAUUGCAAUAAUGAUUUAUUAUGAAACAUUGAAACAUAAAAAGGCUCCGCCUGGGUGAAAAUCGUAAUAUUUCGGAGUAAUGUGAAUUAAAAGCUGCUAUUGGCUGACUUCUGUCUCUGUAGUGUUGAUGAAGAUCUAUUGAACAGGUCACAUCCCAAAUUGGCACCUUAUUCCCUUCAUAGUGCACUACAUUUGACCAGGGCCUCUAUAGGACUCUGGUGAAAAGUAGUGCACUAUAUAGGGAAUAGUUGGGAUGCAGCCCAGGUGUUAAAUAAGAGAGAUGAGGUGGAAAGAGGAACUUUACAUACACCUUAGUCAAAUGCAUUUAAACUCAGUUUUUCACAAUUCCUGACAUUUAAUCCAAGUAAAAAUUCCCUGUUUUAGGUCAGUUAGGAUCACCACUUUAUUUUAAGAAAGUGAAAUGUCAGAAUAAUAGUAGAGACUGAUUUAUUUCGGCUUUUAUUUAUUUAAUCCCAUUCCCAGUGGGUCAGAAAUUUACAUGCCCUCAAUUAAUAUUUGGUAGCAUUGCCUUUAAAUUGUUUAACUUGGGCCAAAUGUUUCGGAUAGCCUUCCACAAGCUUCCCAAAAUAAGUUGGGUGAAUUUUGACCCAUUCCUCCUGACAGAGCUGGUGUAACUGAGUCAGGUUUUUAGGCCUUCUUGCUCGCACAUGCUUUUUCAGUUCUGCCCACAAAUUUUCUAUGGGACUGAGGUCAGGGCUUUGUGAUGGCCACUCCAAUACCUUGACAUUGUUGUCCUUAAGCCAUUUUGCCACAACUUUGGAAAUAUGCUUGGGGUCAUUGUCCAUUUGGAAGACCCAUUUGCAACCAAGCAAUAUAUCCACAUAAUUUUCUCUUUCUCAUGAUGCCAUCUAUUUUGUGAAGUGCACCAGUCCCUCCUGCAGCAAAGCACCCCCACAACAUGAUGCUGCCACCCCCAUGCUUCACGGUUGGAAUGGUGUUCUUCAGCUUGCAAGCAUCCCCCUUUUUCCUCCAAACAUAACGAUGGUCAUUAUGGCCAAACAGUUGUAUUUUUGUUUCACCAGACCAGAGGACAUUUCUCCAAAAAGUACGAUCUUUGUCCCCAUGUGCAGUUGCAAACCGUAGUCUGGCUUUUUUAUGCCGGUUUUGGAGCAGUGGCUUCUUCCUUGCUGAGCGGCCUUUCAGGUUAUGUCGAUAUAGGACCAUUUUACAGUGGAUAUAUAUACUUUCGUACCUGUUUCCUCCAGCAUCUUCACAAGGUCCUUUGCUGUUGUUCUGGGAUGGAUUUGCACUUUUCGCACAAAAGUACAUUAAUUUCUAGGAGACAGAACGCGUCUCCUUCCUGAGCGGUAUGACGGCUGCGUGGUCCCAUGGUGUUUAUACUUGCGUACUAUUGUUUGUACAGAUGAACGUGGUACCUUCAGACAUUUGGAAAUUGCUCCCAAGGAUGAACCAGACUUGUGGAGGUCCACAUUUUUUUUCUGAGGUCUUGGCUGAUUUAUUUUAUUUUCCCAUGAUGUCAAGCAAAGAGGCACUGAGUUUGAAGGUAGGCCUGGAAAUACAUCCACAGGUACACCUCCAAUUGACUGAAAUUAUGUCAAUUAGCCUAUCAGAAGCUUCUAAAGCCAUGACAUCAUCCAAGCUGUUUAAAGGCACAGUGAACUUAGUGUAUGUAAACUUCUGACCCAGUGGAAUUGUGAUACAGUGAAUUAUAAGUGAAAUUAUCUGUCUAAACCUAUUGUUGGAAAAAGUACUUGUGCCAUGCACAAAGUAGAUGUCCUAACCAACUUGCCAAAACUGUAGUUUGUUAACAAGAAAUUUGUGGAGUGGUUGAAAAAUUAGGUUUAAUGACUCCAACCUAAAGUGUAUGUAAACUUCUGACUUCAACUGUAUGUACUGUAUGUGUUUAGUACCAUUGUCCACAGGCGUAUGUACUGUAUGUGCCUCGACACAUACCUGUCUCGGAACUCUACAGACAAUUCCUUCAACCUCAUGGCUUGGUUUUUUCUCUGACAUGCGCUGUCAACUGUGGGACCUUUCUAUAGAGAGGUGUGUACCUUUCCAAAUCAUGUCCAAUCAAUAUAAUUUACCACAGGUGGACUCCAAUCAAGUUGUAGAAACAUUCAAGGAUGAUCAAUGGAAACAGGAUGCACAUGAGCUCAAUUUCGAGUCUCAUAGCAAAGGGUCUGAAUACUUAUGUAAAUAAUGUAUUUCUGUUUUUUAUUUGUAAUACAUUUGAAAAACUCUAAAAAACAGUUUUUGCUUUGUCAUUAUGGGGUAUUGUGUGUAGAUUGAGGAUGUAUUUAAAAUAAAAAAAAACAUUUUUAGAAUAAGGCUGUAACAUAACAAAAUGUGGAAAAAGUCAAGGUGUCUAAAUACUUCCGGAAGGUACUGUACAGAUCACUACCCACACAGAACCUUAGAGCCAACAGGUUCUGACCUACACACCAGCUUUCUGAAAACAUGCAAUACAGCAACGACCAUGAGGUCCAAUGUACGCCUAGAACCCACCCUAAUGUGCAGACUGGACUACUACAGAUCAGUGGCUGUCAGACAUGCACACAAGUAUAUAAGUCUUUAGCUGAUUGUUUGUCGCUUUAAACCAAAAAAACUUGAGUUCCGAUCAUAAAAACAUUGAUCACUUUACACUUCGGCCAUCUUGAAUUCCCCUAACUGAUUCAACAAGAAGAGACUUUGAUCAGGGACAGGUAAUAGUCUACGUUGUUUAUCCUCAUAGUUGAUUAUGACUUACUGUUCGCUAUCUGUUCUCAUGUAUCAGGGCUUUAUUCAGGAACCUGACUUUACUGUCAACAAUUGGGUGUAAAUUGAUUACAGUUGAUUUCUCAUUGGAGAGGUCGGCUUCUAUUCUUUCACAGUACAAUAGAUGUCCUGUUUCUUCAUUUUCUUCUGAUCCUUUUUAAUAAAUGUUUUAACGUUCAGUGGCGUAUGUGCACACAGACAGGUGUUUUGGCUUCUGUUCCACACUACGUUGCUUCAUGCUAAGUAGCUAGCACAUUAGUGUGGAUAUUGGAUCAGAACCAAUGAUUAUUUGAGGGUGCAUAAGGACACUGUAGUCAUCACCAGAGAUUUCAGAGGUAGUUUGUGUUUCUUCUCUGGCCAGUGUAGUUCUUUAUCUAAUGUGAUAUAUAGACAUUAAAUGGUAGAGAAAGGUUUUGGCCAUGGAAGCCAUUCUAGCCUGCUAGACCACUGUCUAAACCAGGGGUGUCAAACUCAUUCCACGGAGGGCCUAGUGUCUGCAGGUUUUUGUUUUUUCCUUUCAAUAAAGCCCUAGACAACCAGGUGUGGGGAGUUCCUAACUAAUUAGUGAUGUUAAUUCAUCAAUCAAGUACAAGGGUGGAGCGAAAACCCGCAGACACUCGGCCCUCCGUGGAAUGAGUUUGACACCUGUGGUCUAAACAGUUGAUAUUAAUAACCCAGUGCUCUGCUGUGUACAAGCCCCCUGGCAACCGAUGAUGAAUCAUCAUAAAAUACCUGAAUGAUUUAUUUGCUUCCGUUAUCCUUGGAUGAUGACUUUUUAAAAGUUGAUAUUAUAAAUAAAGUUAUUCAAAUGAA
This is a messenger RNA of Salvelinus fontinalis (brook trout), 7064 nucleotides long. Its product is annotated as LON peptidase N-terminal domain and RING finger protein 1-like. The record is from RefSeq and is a predicted model, not a curated record. The transcript has 11 exons. The coding region runs from base 664 to 2463 and encodes 599 amino acids. Gene Ontology annotation, molecular function: protein binding. NCBI's taxonomy places the organism in Eukaryota, Metazoa, Chordata, Actinopteri, Salmoniformes, Salmonidae.